UAGCAGAACGUUUACGAGCGAGUCAGCUGAUUGUGGAGGAUUCACUAGGGACUCCAAUGAAACUAAGACCUACUGCGUCCAUCAUGCUGCGCCGUGUGUUUGCCAUUUCUGACCUCCAUGUUGACCACAGAGAGAACAUGGAAAUUGUCCAGCAGUGGUCCCCCCUGGACUACGAGAAUGAUGCACUGAUAGUUGCGGGCGACGUUACCGACUCCCUGCCUCUACUGCAACAGACACUCCAACAUCUGCAGCAGGUGUUCUUCAGGGUGUACUACGUUCCGGGUAACCAUGAACUGUGGAUACGGAAGCCCGAACUGGAGAAAGAUUCAAUCACUAAAUUUCACCAAAUAGUGACGUUGUGUAACGAGUUGGGUAUCGGGACCAAGCCCGAGUUACUGUGUGUGUCUCACAUGGCCGCAGUAUGGAUCGUGCCACUCUUCUCCUGGUACUCUACUCCACAGGAAGACCCAGAAGACUCGCUAUACGUGGCCCCUCAGAACCCAGUUGGUGAAGACAAGUCUGACCACAUGUGGAUGGACAACCAUAUGUGCGUCUGGCCAAGUUCCAAAGAAACACGGUCCAAAUAUUUUGCCGAUCUAAAUUCACAGACCUGUUCAAAACAAUAUGCAGACCCUGUCAUUUCAUUCAGCCAUUUCCUCCCAAGAACAGAUCUCAUCAAACCUUCUGACACGGAACUGGCAGAAAUUGAAACUGACCGGAAAAGACUUGGCCUUGAAAGUGCCGUUGAAGCCCACAAGAAAGGUCAUAUAAACCCACGAUCCUUCAACUUCACCCGCUUUGCAGGAUGUAAGGUGUUAGAAGCACAGAUUCGUCAGAUAGGUUCAUCUGUCCAUGUUUUUGGCCACCAGCAUAGGAACAAGGACCGUACUGUUGAUGGGGUCCGCUACGUGUCUCACUGUCUGGGAUACAAACGAGAGAGGGUGGCUGGGCUUGUCUCUGGCAUUGACGACUGUACCCCGAAACAGAUCUGGCCCAGCAUUGUGUAGUGUUUAGAUGUUGAUUGUUGACGUUGUGAUGCUAGUCUUGCUGACUAAGCCUGGGAGUUGAGUGUAUUGAUCAUUGGACUGGUUAUUUGUUGACUGACACACACACAGACAGUCAGAGACACUUGCAUGCACACUCACAGUCAGAGACACUUGCAUGCACACUCACAGACAGAGACACUUGCAUGCACACUCACAGGCAGUCAGACACUUGCAUGCACACUCACGCAGUCAGAGACAUUUGCAUGCACACUCACAGUCAGACACUUGCAUGCACAUUCACACAGAGAAACUUGCAUGCACACUCAGUCAGACACUUGCAUGCACACUCACACACAGUCAGAGACACUUGCAUGCACACUCAGUCAGACACUUGCAUGCACUCACAGACAGUCAGACACUUGCAUGCACACUCACACAGUCAGAGACACUUGCAUGCACUCACACACAGACAUGUGCAUGCACGCAUGCACAUACACAGAUAUAUAACAUGUAGGUUACAUAUUGUAACUCACAUUGUUUUAUGCAGUUGUUGAAUAUCAUAGAUGUUGAUACGAUAAUAAUCAUAUUUGACCUUGACCACACAGGCGUGUGUACAAUCAGCCAGCUGUAGUCACCUUGUUGAUAUUCAGGUUGUGGCAGUAUACUACUCCAGUAAGUAAAGAACACCAGAUUCUCCAUAUUACUAUUGUUAAUUAUUUCCUAACUUCUUUUGGGUGGAAUAUAUUUGAUUUUACCUUAUGUGUUUGUUUGCAAUAAAAUAGUGUCAGACUACA
Haliotis rubra (blacklip abalone) is the source of this 1780-nucleotide messenger RNA. RefSeq lists its product as uncharacterized. Bases 57 to 1007 code for a protein of 316 amino acids. Lineage: Eukaryota; Metazoa; Mollusca; Gastropoda; Lepetellida; Haliotidae. The transcript is spliced from 3 exons. The record is from RefSeq and is a predicted model, not a curated record. Gene Ontology annotation, molecular function: hydrolase activity.